UGCGCCACAAUUUCUCUCCCGCCCAAAAUCUUUCCCACCAAUCCAGCUUAUUCCGAUAAUGAGAGUGAGAGAUAAGGAGAGGUUAAGGCAUUGAUGAGAAGCUUUGUGUUUUUUAAUUCAUGAUAAUGAUGAUAUGAUAUUUGGUGGCGUUUAGGGUUUUGCUUCUCUUAUUUAACCCUACCUCUUCUCCAUUUUCCCAUUCGUCAACUUUUUCCUUUAAUUUCCUGGGCUCAUCGUCGGAAUCCAUACCCGAAAACUAGCGCCACAUCCUUUGGCCAAAGCUUCUUUUGGGGACCAGAAAACAAGUGCAGGCGGGGGUUCAAUUCCCGAGGGAGUGAAUAAAUUUUUCAGAAUCCUCGAGCAUAAACAAAGAACGAGUGAGCUAGCUAAACCAGUUUGAUUCAUAAAUCAUAACACCAUUCGGUAUAUUUGAAGAAGAAGAAAACGAAGAAGAAGGGUAUAGAUAAUUCCCUGUUGGAGGAAGAUUGAAUUACACGGCCCAGAUCUUUAUCGGUUUAAGAAGGACUGAAUAGCAACAAGCUGGAUAACAUGAACACAUUCUCACAUGUUCCCCCUGGUUUUCGGUUCCAUCCCACUGAUGAAGAACUCGUUGAUUACUACCUUAGGAAGAAGGUUACUGCAAGAAGGAUUGACCUUGAUGUUAUUAAAGAUGUCGACCUCUAUAAAAUCGAGCCAUGGGAUCUGCAAGAAUUAUGCAGGAUAGGGACUGAAGAGCAAAGUGACUGGUAUUUUUUCAGCCAUAAAGACAAGAAGUAUCCAACUGGAACUCGAACAAAUAGAGCCACUGCAGCUGGGUUCUGGAAAGCUACCGGAAGAGACAAGGCCAUUUAUGCAAAGCAUGACUUAAUUGGGAUGAGGAAGACCUUGGUGUUUUACAAAGGUCGAGCCCCAAAUGGACAAAAGUCGGAUUGGAUCAUGCAUGAAUACCGCCUUGAAACGGAUGAAAAUGGAGCUCCCCAGGAAGAAGGAUGGGUUGUGUGUAGGGUUUUCAAGAAGAAACUCCCAAGCAUGCGAAGGAUGAGUGAACAUGAAUCCCCUUGUUGGUACGAUGAGCAUGUCUCCUUCAUGCCAGACUUGGAUUCACCAAAUCACAACAACUCUAACAGCACCAUCAACAGCCAGAUGGCAUACCAUGGGCACUUUCCAAACUAUCCUUGUAAGAAGGAGCUAGAUCACUUGCCAUUUCAGCACCAUGUUCCAAAUGAGCACUUCUUCCAGCUCCCACUGCUAGACAGCCCAAAGCUACUACUUCAAUCUUCAUCCAGUGCUGGUGUGAGUUCAAAUUCUAUGACAGCAGCUGCAUAUAACAUUGACAUUAACCAAAACUUUCAAGCAGUGUAUGGUAACAACAGCAAUGAGCUGCAAGCUGUUGAUGACGAUCAACUGACUGAUUGGCGAGUGCUUGACAAGUUUGUAGCUUCACAACUCAGCCACGAUGAUGUUUCAAAGGGAAAUAGCUAUUCAUGAUAAGCUUGAUCGGGACAAGCAAGAUAUUAACAAUGUGUGCCGCCGGAUGCCUCAAUUUGACAACCUUUGGUUGUCAAGUUCAAUGUGGAAGUGAUGACACCUUGAAAUCAUUGAAUAGUGUAUACUCUAAUCAUAGGAUUUUAAGUCCAUAAGGGAAAGUGGAGGUUAUUGAUCAUGAUCUCUCAAAGUUCCUGUACAUUAAUAAUCUAUAAACAAUAUAACCUAAACUCUGAUGAUGAACUUCUUGUCUAAGUAGUAAGUUAAGUCCACCAUGCCAUUGUUACGUACACUUGUAAGAUGGGUAUAUAUAUAGUUAGCAGGUGGACUCAAAGUGAAUUUGAUGUAAUUGAACGAUUGAAGUAUUAUUAGUUGU
Argentina anserina (silverweed cinquefoil) is the source of this 1861-nucleotide messenger RNA. Its product is annotated as NAC domain-containing protein 7-like. The record is from RefSeq and is a predicted model, not a curated record. Gene Ontology annotation, biological process: regulation of DNA-templated transcription. Lineage: Eukaryota; Viridiplantae; Streptophyta; Magnoliopsida; Rosales; Rosaceae. The transcript is spliced from 5 exons. Bases 550 to 1488 code for a protein of 312 amino acids. Gene Ontology annotation, molecular function: DNA binding.